UACAUGUAUUAUAUUAAGGAAAUCAUUUUGAAGCAAGCAUCAGGUCUGACAGUACUUAUUUUUUUAACAGGGGUACGGGAUUUUGUGUCAAGGUUUUCUUCUUUGCGAGGACGCAUCUUUUGCCAACUUUUUUGCUGGUGUUGGCUCGGGCCCGAAGUUGAUGAUGUUGCUUGGGACUUUUGCAGCGGGGACGUUGGCGUUGCUGGCCGGUCUGGCAGUCGACAUCAGCACAGCUUCUCCUCACGAUCACGGACAUGGCGAUGACUACAGUUAUGAAUGUGCCAACCCUGAAGUGUGCCAGAACGGCGGGACUUGCUUGUUUCAAGUCUUCGACAUCACCUUCUGCGCAUGUCCAGAAACACACGCAGGAAUACACUGUGAAAAUGACAACCACUGUCACAGCGAUCCUUGCCAGAAUGGGGGUAUUUGCGACUAUGACUAUACUACUAAUGGUUAUUACUGCGUGUGCAGGGAAGGAUGGACCGGCCAAAACUGCCAAACGGCGUCUGGGACAACCAGCUGUGCAGAUAUCGAUUGUGAACAUGGCGGGACGUGCUAUCACCACGCCGGGUUCUUUUUCUGUCUUUGUCGGACACGAUACUACGGAUAUCUUUGUGAGGCUAUCGAUGACCACACAUGUAAUGCAGUAACUGCACCCUGCGCCAACGGAGGGACUUGUGUAGACGAUUCAAAUGGAAGAGGUUACUGCUACUGCACUGAUGAAUGGGCUGGAGAUAACUGCACGGAACCGUUCCCCGUGGCAUCUCUAUGCGACCAUUUCUGCGAGAAUGCUGGAUCCUGCUACAUCACCGAGGGACGCGAGCCGGCCUGCCGCUGUGCCCCGGGGUGGAUCGGUGAACACUGCUCCGAUCCCUUCUCGUCAUCUCCAGAUACGCCUGAUAUUUGCGGCACCGCAUGGGAUCCAUGCGGCCACAACGGGCGAUGUACUCCUGAUACCGUCUCUGAGCUUGGUUUCGUCUGUGUGUGCAGUACUGGCUGGGAGGGCGAUUUAUGCCAAGAUCCUAUUGGUGUAGUCCCACACCCCCCAGAUUUCCCUGCACCAUGUGAUGCCCAUCCCAAUCCAUGCAGUUUUAACGGCCGCUGCGUUCCUGAUGCAGACUUUGGUGGUUUCUCCUGUCGGUGCGACCCAGGCUGGCAGGGCGAAUUUUGCCAGGACCGUUCUCCAGGCGCGGUCUCAACCACCACCACACGGGCGGUGACUAUUUGUGACACCAGGCGGAACCUUUGUGGCGAUCACGGGCGGUGUGUGCCUAAUGAUCACGGUGGAUAUAGCUGCAGGUGCGACAGCGGCUGGAUGGGAGUCUACUGCCGCGAUCCUUACCAAAAUCCUCCACCUGCAGACAACGAGGCCCAAUCGUCCGGCCUUCCAAUUGGCGGAAUCGUGGGUGCAUCAGUGGGUAGUCUGGUUCUCUUCUUCGUGAUUUUCGGCGCUGUUUUCAUCCUGAAUAUUGCGAAAGCCGGCAAAAUGCGUCGGUCCAGGCCUCCUCCGCCUGCACCAGCUCCGAUACCCUCGGUCAUCUACGAUCCCGGAGUUCAUGCUGAUUUCCACGGCUCUGUCCAUGGCGUGGCUGAACCGUGGGCCAAAGACGUGCACGGUUCGGACCGGUAUCAGCAGACCAGAAUUCCGCGUCGGUACACUCCCACCCCGAUCCGAGACCACCAUUCCCGGCCGUCCAACUUAGUGCGGAACCCCGGUGCGGGGACCUACGACUACGCUUACGCACCGGGCCCACCAUCUUAUAAGGUGCGGAUGGCAUCAUCUCCACCGCGCGCUCCGCCUCUCAUGCCCAUGCCGGGAGUCGAGCGGGGCCAUGAGUACGAGUACGCGAUUGACAACGCGGCCUACGAACCAUCUCCGAGGAAUCCGUCAGCGUACGCAGCGAGCCCGAAGUCGACCAUGCCGGCUGUCGUGGGUCCCCCACCGGCCUACACCCCGUCCCGUGCCCCGUCCAAGGCGAGGUCCGAGCACACCUAUCAGUCCAUAUCCGAGUACGCUCACCCACCAAGCAGCCCGAGGUCCGAGGCCGGGCCAGCCCCAUCGGUGAAAUCCGUCGGCUCGCAUCAUUCGUCAAAGAAGUAGGAGCUCUUUCUUCUGAAUCUCCAGGCGAUCUUUCGUGAGCGUUGGCGUCGAUUAUUUUUUUGCUGAUAGGGGAGCACAAUUUUUCGAAGUGUUGGUUUGUUUAAUUUCUGAAAUAAAACCAUCAGUUAUAAGCUGUAUAUAUAAAAUGAUUUAUGUAGGCCUAUGCUGCAUGUGCAAAAAGGUUGUAAAUAGCACAUCUUUAUAAAAGUCUUCCUUCAAUUUCACUAAAGGGGGAGGCAAAAUAAAGUGACCGAAUUAGAAACAAAAAAAGUAAAAAAUGUGGCUCGCUCCAUUUCAUAAACAAAGCAUAUGGAUAA
Messenger RNA from Patiria miniata (bat star), 2418 nucleotides. RefSeq names its product fibropellin-1-like. Gene Ontology annotation, cellular component: protein-containing complex; plasma membrane. Gene Ontology annotation, biological process: heterophilic cell-cell adhesion; establishment or maintenance of epithelial cell apical/basal polarity. Gene Ontology annotation, molecular function: calcium ion binding; Notch binding. The record is from RefSeq and is a predicted model, not a curated record. Bases 161 to 2101 code for a protein of 646 amino acids. NCBI's taxonomy places the organism in Eukaryota, Metazoa, Echinodermata, Asteroidea, Valvatida, Asterinidae. The transcript is spliced from 12 exons.